UUCACCGCCUGUUGGAGCGCCGGUGACGUUCAGCCAAUCGGAUGGAAUGGAACGCCGUCCCUCAGGGCAACGCUGCGUUCUACACCAUGCGCUCCUACUAGUCUACGCAUGCGCGGUCCGUCUCGCUUUGCGGAAGAGGGCAUUGUUUUGGUUUUGAACGCUACUAGCUCCACAUGCAUGGCUACGUUGACUGUCACUGUCAUAUCUCUUCUGGGGAUUUUGACAAGGACAUAGAUGAGGUGGUGGACAAUUCAAAAAAGGCUGGAUUGUUAGCACUGUUAGCCGUGGCUGAGCAUGCUGGGGAAUUUGACAAGAUUAUUGAGUUGUCACAGAGGUUUCCAGGUUUUAUAUUUCCCUGCCUAGGAGUCCACCCUGUUCAAGAAGUUUCCCCAGAGCAACAGAGAGGGGCUUCUCUCCAGGAUCUAGAUGCUGCUCUACCCAUAAUAGAGAAAUACAAAGACCACCUUGUGGCCAUUGGGGAGGUUGGUUUGGAUUUUACACCCAGAUAUGUCAGCGGUGAGACUGACAAAGAGAUCCAAAGGCAGGUCCUCAUUCGUCAGGCACAGAUAGCCAAGGAACUGGAUCUCCCUCUAAAUGUUCAUUCACGGUCUGCAGGAAGACCCACCAUACAGCUCCUGAAGGAGCAAGGUGUCAAAAAAGCCCUGCUUCAUGCUUUUGAUGGGAAACCGUCUGUUGCUAUGGAGGGAGUGAAGGCUGGAUAUUUCUUUUCUAUUCCACCAUCAAUCAUACGCAGUGAACAGAAGCAGAAACUCGUGAAACAGUUGCCGUUAGAGAACAUCUGUCUAGAAACAGAUUCACCUGCUCUCGGUCCAGAAAAGCAGGUGAGAAAUGAGCCCAAAAACAUCUGCAUCUCUGCCGAGUACAUCAGUAAGAUUAAAGGAGUGUCGCUGCAGGAGGUGAUGGAGGUGACGACACAGAACGCUCUCCGACUCUUCCCAAAGAUAAAGUCUGCCAUCAGACCUUGACAAAGCCAUAAAAGUUUAUUUCAUCAGCCUAGAAUAUCUUGAAUUAUAUUUAAUGCCCAAGUGAUUUAAUGUGGAAGUCUGAUUGAAGAUGCCCAAAAGUGUAAAUUAAUAAAAAACAUAUAGUCAGACAAGGUGUAAAUCAGUCUUAAGCUAAAACACCUUUAUGUGAACUUUAUAACUGUACUUGAGUGCUGAAAGCCAUUUAUUUAUCUCAUUUAUUCUUAAAUAAAGGGAAAUAAGAUAACAAUUUAA
Sebastes umbrosus (honeycomb rockfish) is the source of this 1238-nucleotide messenger RNA. It is a transcript of the gene tatdn3l, whose product is annotated as putative deoxyribonuclease TATDN3. Lineage: Eukaryota; Metazoa; Chordata; Actinopteri; Perciformes; Sebastidae. The transcript is spliced from 10 exons. The record is from RefSeq and is a predicted model, not a curated record. Gene Ontology annotation, molecular function: hydrolase activity, acting on ester bonds. Bases 174 to 986 code for a protein of 270 amino acids.